AUGCUCCCUUUCGUCUCCAGAGCCGGAGUCCUCACCGCACACGACCAGGUCAUUGAUGCGCUGUAUCACUAUCCUGUGGUAUCUCUUGGUGUCAUAGUAGGGCUCACUACCGUCUGUCUCGUUCGCUACAUCCGGAGUCCGUGGCGGAAACUACCUCCUGGGCCUCCUGGUUUGCCUCUGAUAGGAAACGCGCUGCAGAUCGCAGUGCAGCCGUGGUUCAAGUACAGCGAAUGGCGCGAAAUUUACGGAGAUGUCAUCUACCUGAACGCCGUCGGGAAGCCCAUCAUCGUUCUCAACAGCCGCAAGGCCGCCACCGACCUACUUGACCGGCGUUCAGUCAUAUACUCCGACAGACCGAAGCAGAUCGUCGCGUCGGAAAUGAUGGCAGCCGGUCUAUUUUUUCCCUUGAUCGCCUAUAACGACACAUGGCGCGCGAUGAGAAAGGCUUCGCACGAGGCCUUGGGAAAGGCCGCCUCUCGCGCGUUUCAAGAGUAUCAGACGAGAGAAGCGCUUGUCCUCGCCCGCGGCUUGAUACAGAGCUCAAAGAAUAUGGACAUGCAGAUGGGUCGUGCUGCUGCAAGUGUCAUGUUGUCUUGUCUGUAUGGCGAGUCUUCGAUCGCUAGCGAAGAUGACCCUCGCGCUCGUGGUAUCAUCGAGUUCGUCCGUCAGUUGGGUGUAGCUGCAUUACCUGGGAAAUACUGGGUCGAGUUGCUGCCUUGGAUGCGCUAUAUCCCGAAACGGGCAUGGCUCGCGGGUACUAUAUUUGCAGCUGGAAGCGAUACUACUGCUGCAACCAUGGGCUGGUGGAUGCUGGCCAUGAUUGCCCACCCAGAUAUUCAACAGCAAGCUCAGGAAGAGAUCGACGCCGUCGUUGGACGCAGCAGGCCCCCCGCAUUCAACGAUAUGCCCCAUCUUCC
This is a messenger RNA of Peniophora sp. CBMAI 1063, 917 nucleotides long. NCBI's taxonomy places the organism in Eukaryota, Fungi, Basidiomycota, Agaricomycetes, Russulales, Peniophoraceae. The record is from the annotation of a GenBank genome assembly.